AUGGCGGGGGGCCAGGAGAGUGCUGGAAUUGUGACAAGCGAUGGAGAGUCGUCCCAGGCAUUCAAAGUGCACAAGGGAAUGGGUCUUAUAAAUCAUGUCUUCAAUGCAGACAGCCUGAAGAAACUGUACGUUUCAAACCUCGGUAUAGGGCACACGAGGUACUCCACCUCGGGAAUUUCUGAGCUGCAGAACUGCCAGCCUUUUGUCGUAGAGACUCUUCAUGGGAAGAUCGCUGUGGCACACAACGGGGAGCUAACAAAUGCUGUACGACUCAGGAGGAAGCUUAUGCGGCAUGGUGUAGGACUGUCGACCAGUUCUGACAGUGAACUGAUCACCCAGCUGCUGGCUUUCACACCUCCUCUAGAAAAUGAUGAUACAGCCGACUGGGUAGCAAGAAUAAAAAAUUUAAUGAAUGAAACUCCAACUUCAUAUUCAUUGCUAAUUAUGCAUAAGGACAUAAUCUAUGCAGUACGUGAUCCGUAUGGGAAUCGCCCACUCUGCAUUGGUCGCCUUAUUCCAGUAGGAGACAUGAAUGGAAAAGGAAAAGAUAACAGUGAAACAGAAGGAUGGGUAGUCUCAUCUGAAUCCUGUAGCUUUUUGUCUAUCGGUGCAGAGUACUAUCGUGAGGUCCUUCCUGGAGAGAUUGUGAAAAUAUCCAGAUAUGAUGUCCAGACACUGGAUGUUGUACCAAGACCUGAAGGAGAUCCGUCAGCAUUCUGCAUCUUUGAAUAUGUUUAUUUUGCAAGACCGGACAGUAUUUUUGAAGGUCAGAUGGUGUAUUCAGUCAGGAGAAGAUGCGGGCAGCAGCUUGCUAUUGAAGCACCUGUGGAAGCAGACCUGGUCAGCACUGUUCCAGAGUCUGCAACCCCAGCAGCUCUUGGUUAUGCUGAAAAGUGCGGACUACCAUAUGUUGAAGUACUCUGUAAAAACCGAUAUGUAGGAAGAACGUUUAUCCAGCCAAAUAUGAGGUUACGGCAACUUGGUGUUGCAAAGAAGUUUGGUGUUCUGUCUGAUAAUUUUAAAGGCAAGCGAGUUGUUAUUAUUGAUGAUUCAAUUGUGAGGGGCAAUACCAUUUCACCCAUAAUAAAACUACUGAGAGAAUCAGGAGCAAAAGAGGUGCACAUCCGUGUGGCUUCACCUCCCAUAAGAUUUCCUUGUUACAUGGGAAUAAACAUUCCAACUAAAGAAGAACUCAUUGCCAACAGACCUGAAUUUCAUGAUCUUGCAAACUAUAUAGGAGCAGACAGUGUUGUCUAUCUCUCUGUGGAAGGGCUGGUAUCGUCCGUGCAAGAAAGCAUCAAAGCAAGACAAGAGAAUGAGAACAGCCUUAAAACCCAGAAAUCGCGCGUUGGAAAGAUUGGUCACUGCAUAGCGUGUCUCACUGGAGAGUAUCCCGUAGAGCUGGAAUGGUGAAUUUUUAGUGGAUGGACACCAGUUCUUCUCUUGUGGAAUGUACCUGUUUCAAAGAUGCCUUCUUGCUAAUAGUCUUCUUGUAUUUCGGUAAUACGGAAAGCUUAUUACAAUUACUGUUACUAAAAUACAUCUUUACAGUACAGACUUACAGAAAGUCUGACGUGCUGAUAAAAACAAUGUAAGCAGAUUAAAAUACAAAAUCAUGUAGUUUUGAUGCACAGUUGUGCCUUCUAUUUUCUCAUAAAAUAUU
Messenger RNA from Fulmarus glacialis (Northern fulmar), 1663 nucleotides. RefSeq names its product phosphoribosyl pyrophosphate amidotransferase (gene PPAT). The record is from RefSeq and is a predicted model, not a curated record. Gene Ontology annotation, molecular function: amidophosphoribosyltransferase activity. The transcript is spliced from 11 exons. The coding region runs from base 1 to 1413 and encodes 470 amino acids. Lineage: Eukaryota; Metazoa; Chordata; Aves; Procellariiformes; Procellariidae. Gene Ontology annotation, biological process: purine nucleotide biosynthetic process; purine nucleobase biosynthetic process.